Messenger RNA from Anopheles aquasalis, 756 nucleotides. RefSeq names its product peritrophin-1. Gene Ontology annotation, cellular component: extracellular region. Gene Ontology annotation, molecular function: chitin binding. NCBI's taxonomy places the organism in Eukaryota, Metazoa, Arthropoda, Insecta, Diptera, Culicidae. The record is from RefSeq and is a predicted model, not a curated record.
AUGGUGUCAAAAAGUAUCCUCCACCGUGCCCUGGUGAUGGUUUCGCUGUUUGCAGCAGCGUCCGCUCAAGUAACGGCCCCCUGCGCCGGCAUUCAGGAUGGGACAUUCGUGAACGACUUCAGCUCCUGCGAGGGAUACUUCCUGUGUGACAAUGGGCAACCGCUACCGGCCACCUGCCCACCCGGAUUCUUCUUUAACGAAGCCGAGCAACUGUGCGACUUUCCCCAGAAUGUGUUUUGUUACGUGUGCGGCCACACAUUCGGUGUUGAGUUGUUCCCGUCGCCAUCGUCUUGCGACAAGUUUAUCACCUGUUCGAACGGUAUCUCGUUCGAGGGUACGUGCAGUGCUGGCCACAGAUUCGAUGCCACGCAACGGAUUUGCAUGAAUGGAGAGCGUGCCCAAUGCAAUACACAGCCUGGCUGCCCUGAAAUUGACAAUCCCAAUGAGGUUGUCUUCCUUCCGGGCAACCAGUCCUGCAACGAGUACUUCCUGUGCCAGGCGGGAACGGCCAUCCAGAGGUUCUGCGCUCCCGGGCUGCACUGGAAUCGAGUGGCGGAGCGUUGUGACUUUCCUGAGAUUGCACAGUGCCCGCUGCCGCAGACACAGCAUUGAAUAGCGUACUGUGCAGUUGGCGUUGUAAGGAUUGCUCUCGUCGAAACUAUUGAUAGACAUGUACCUAAUACUUUCCACUACGUUUACCACCAAGGAAUUGCUAAAAUAAUCGAAACAUAGAUAGAAGUUAAUAAUUUAAAAAAA